Molecule: messenger RNA, 927 nt
Organism: Aspergillus homomorphus CBS 101889
Lineage: Eukaryota; Fungi; Ascomycota; Eurotiomycetes; Eurotiales; Aspergillaceae
Exons: 3
Coding region: 1-927 (308 amino acids)
Molecular function (GO): protein binding
Source: RefSeq, a predicted model, not a curated record
AUGGACACAGAGUACAUCUCUUCUCCGCUGUUUACCUUUAUCGUUGGAGAAGAAAGGAAGAAGUUCCCCGUCCAUUCCCAGGCUCUAGCCGAUCUAUCGCCCACGCUUGACAAGCUCUUGGAUGGGCAAAUGCUUGAAGCAAACGUGAGACAAGCCGACUGGUCCGAUGUCGAGGUGGAUACGUUUGUGCGACUGUGCGAGUACGCUUACAGAAGCGAUUACACGCCCCCAUCGUGUACGGACAGGACACUUCAGACCGAGGAUUUUGGCAUCGUGCCGGAGCCAUCGAAAUCGCUCGCAAGGGCGGCAAGACCAAAGAAAUGGAACAAACGGGGAAUCACGGACCUGCCUUCUUUAGAGUCUUCAGAGUCAUAUUCGCGCAAGUCUGCGAUAGAUAAGCAGGGCCAAAACCUCUCUACCUCCGGUGUCUCUGCUAGGCAUACCCUGCAAUACAAGAAGAAGAAUAUCUCGAGUGAGCAGCUGGACGGAGAAUUCGUCCGUCUCAUUGGUGCUAUUCGGUUUAAUCAGCAAGUCGCUUCCAACACACAAGAGAUGAGGUUUUCUCCUAAAGGCAACACCAACUCCCAGGAGGAUUUCACGCCGGUCUUUCUCAGCCAUGUAAAGUUAUACAUCCUGGCCGAUAAAUACGGCAUCUUUCCGCUCGGGAAACUAGUAUUACAAAAGUUGACGGAUACAUUGAUGCAGUUCAGUCUUUAUGAGGGAAAUGUGGACAAUGUGACUGGGCUGGUCCGAUUUGCUUUUAACAAGACAUUUCGUCGUCAGGAAGGAAAAGAUUCUCUGAGACACUUGGCCACCGCUUAUGUUGCAUCAGUGCUUGUGCAGCUUGGUGAUAGUACCGCCUUCCAGGAGCUAUUGGCUGAAAGUGGGGAUUUUGUGACCGAUUUAUGGGAGAUAAUUUGGACUUGA